AUGGUGUUUGAAAUAUUUGGCUUGAGAGAACAAAAAAUGUCUAAAAACAUAUUUUUACUUUGUGUAGAGUACGAUUAUAUAAAUAUAUCUAAUACUAAUUAUGUUGAUAAAAAAUACUUUUGUUAUGUAUUCUAUGAUUUUUUUAUUUUUAUCUUUAUAUUUUCCGCAACGGAAAUUCUUUUUUGGACUAAAAAAAAUACAGAGAUUACUUGUUUUUUAUCCUUGUCUAGAACAUAA
Pneumocystis jirovecii RU7 is the source of this 237-nucleotide messenger RNA. RefSeq lists its product as uncharacterized. NCBI's taxonomy places the organism in Eukaryota, Fungi, Ascomycota, Pneumocystomycetes, Pneumocystales, Pneumocystaceae. The coding region runs from base 1 to 237 and encodes 78 amino acids. The record is from RefSeq and is a predicted model, not a curated record. The transcript is spliced from 6 exons.